AAACGCGCCAGGACAUAAUUGUCCAAUAACGUGGUAAAUUUGGUGCGCUUAGAAAUUACAGAGAUGCCCGGAGAUGCACCGAAGUCUAUCCAGUCCGGUAGAAAAACAGCCGUUUGAUUAAAACAAUCCAAACCCAUCACAGCUCCGGUCAGUUAAUCGAUCUCCCUUCGCACAAAAGGGAGUAUUCCAAACCCCUGUUCCAAAAGAUCUCUUUUUCCUUCUUCUCCAGCGAUCUCUCUACGUUAAGCAGGGAAAACUCAUUCCAGGGCUUGUUCUCAUUUGAUUUUGACUGUUACCUGAUUUUGAGAGUUCUGGUUAGCUGAUAGAAAAAUGGAUUUAGUCGCCAAGUAUCAGGGUGUUGUUGGACGUGUUUUUGGCAAUGAUAGUUCAAGUUCAAAUGAAGAUAGCUAUGUGGAACGCUUGCUUGAUCGCAUAAGCAAUGGCACCCUGGCUGACGAAAGGAGAACUGCUAUUAUUGAACUACAAUCUGUUGUUUCCGAAAGUCAUGGCGGACAACUAGCAUUUGGAGCAAUGGGUUUUCCUGUAAUCUUGAGUGUUUUAAAGGAGGAGCGGGAUGACGUUGAGAUGGUUCGUGGUGCUCUGGAAACUCUUGUGACUGCUUUAACUCCAAUUAGUCAUGGAAAAGUGCUAAUGAAUGAGGUUCAACCAGCUUUAAUGAAUAGCGACUUGCUGUCUGGAGAUGUACAAAAUAUCUCUCUUCUUCUAAGUUUGCUGUCAGAGGAAGAUUUCUAUGUACGCUACUAUACGCUGCAAAUUCUAACAGCACUUCUAACGAAUUCUCCGAAUAGGUUACAAGAAGCUAUUCUGAGUAUUCCUCGUGGUAUUACACGACUUAUGGACAUGCUUAUGGAUCGUGAGGUCAUAAGAAAUGAGGCCCUGUUACUUCUUACCUACCUCACUCGCGAAGCUGAGGAAAUUCAAAAAAUUGUGGUGUUUGAAGGGGCUUUCGAAAAGAUUUUUAGCAUUAUGAAGGAGGAGGGAGGCUCAGAAGGAGGGGUUGUUGUUCAGGACUGUCUUGAAUUGUUGAACAAUAUCAUUCGCAACAAUGCAUCAAAUCAGGUGUUACUCAGGGAGACGGUGGGCUUUGAUUCCGUUAUACAAAUUCUUAAGCUCAGAGGUAGUGCCUACAAAUUCACCCAACAGAAGACGAUAAACCUUCUCAGCGUGCUUGAAACAAUUAAUAUGCUAAUAUUGGGAAGUCCAGAUACUGAUCCGGGAAAAGACACAAAUAAGUUAACAAACAAAACAGUUUUGGUUCAGAAGAAGGUUGUGGACCAUCUUUUGAUGUUGGGAGUUGAAAGCCAAUGGGCUCCUGUUGCUGUUCGUUGUGCGGCACUCCAAUGCAUUGGUGAUUUAAUUGUUGGUCACCCAAAGAAUCUUGAAGCACUUGCAACAAAAGUACUUGGUGACGAGCCUCAUAUGGAGCCAGCUUUGAAUUCUCUACUUCGUAUCCUUUUGCGCACAUCCAGUAGACAAGAGUUUGUAGCUGCAGAUUAUGUUUUUAAGAGCUUUUGUGAGGAAAAUCUUGAUGGUCAGAAAAUGUUGGCAUCUACAUUAAUUCCACAGCCAGUUUCAACCCUCUAUGCUCCUGUUGAGGAGGAUGUUAACAUGUCAUUCGGAAGCAUGCUAUUACAUGGUCUUACAAUGGGCGAAAGUGAUGGUAAUCUUGAGACCUGUUGCAGAGCAGCCAGUGUUCUUUCGCACAUUCUCAAUGGGAACAUCCAGUGCAAAGAAAAGCUUCUACGGAUCGAACUUGAAGCGCCUAUGCCCUCAUUAGGAGGUCCAGAGCCUAUAAUGCACCGUUUGGUGAAGUACCUCGCUCUCGCUUCUUCAAUUAGAAGCAAAGAAGGAAAAUCAAACACAUCUGGAAAUAUUUUUGUUCAAGCUGUGAUCUUGAAACUUCUAGUGAUCUGGCUCUCCGAAUGUCCAAGUGCUUUGGAGUCUUUUCUUGAUUCACGCCCCCAUCUAACAUAUUUUCUUGAACUGAUAUCAGAUUCCACUGCCACUGCUUCUGUAAGAGGAUUGGCUGCAGUACUAUUAGGAGAAUGUGUUAUUUGCAAUAAUGGGACCGGAAAAGAUGCUUUAAGCAUAGUUGACACAAUAAGCCAAAAAGUUGGACUGACAUCAUACUUCCAAAAGUUUGAUGAAAUGCAAAAAAGUAUUCUUUUUACAUCUGCAAAGCCAUCUUUGGCUCGUAAACCACUGACGAGAUCUAACGCUGCAAGUAUGGCUGAAAUUGAAGACAUGGAUGAUGAGUCGGCUAUUCAGAAGAAGGAUGAUGAUCAUCCUCUGCUUGCAUCCAUCUUUGAUUCUCAGUUUGUUGGCUUUGUGAAUCGUUUGGUCGCAGAAAUUAGGGAAAAGACAGUGCAAGUUUACAGUCAUCCGAAGAGCCAGGUGGCAGUUGUGCCAGCCGAGCUGGAGCAAACUAGCGGGGAAAGUGAUGGAGAAUACAUCAAGAGGUUGAAAAGCUUUGUACAGAAACAGUGCCUCGAGAUGCAGGAGCUCUUGGGUAGAAACGCAGCAUUGGCAGAGGAUCUUGCCAAAACAGCCGGCGAUUCUUCAUUUCAGCUGGUGGAGCAUAGAGUCAGCGGAGGAUCAGAAAGAGUCCAAAUCGAGACACUUCGCCAAGAUCAUCAAGAACUCACCCAACGGUUGGAAAUGGUAAAGGCAGAGAAGGCUAAGGUUGAAUCAGAGGUGGAGAUGUAUAAGAAUAUUGCGAGUAGAAUGGAAUCAGAUCUGCAAAGCUUGUCAAAUGCAUACAACAGUCUAGAAGAGGCAAAUGCACAGCUAGAGAAUGAAGUGAAGUGUUUAAAGAGCGGUGGGGACAUGGAGGCAAUAAAGGCUGAAGCAAGGGAAGAAGCUCAGAAGGAGAGUGAAGCUGAGCUGAACGACCUUCUGGUUUGCCUGGGACAAGAGCAAAGCAAAGUGGAGAGGCUCAGCGUGAGGUUGGUUGAGCUCGGCGAGGAUGUUGAUAAAUUGCUAGACGGCAUUGGUGAUGAUGCCGCUGGGCUACUUGCCGGUGACGAAGAAGAUGAAGAAGAACAAGACUGAUUUGUGGGUUUGACUAUGUUUUCCUCUUGCAGAAGAAGAUGAAGAAGAACAAGACUGAUUUGUGGGUUUGACUAUGUUUUCCUCUUGCACGUUUGGAUUUAUUUAUUCCUUGUAUUUAUUGGACCCUCUUGUACAUUAUUUCGUCAACGUUGAACAUGAUAGCUCUUAUAGUAAUUUAAUUGACUGAGUAAUGUGCGCUUACUUUGACACUAGUAAUGCAAAUCUGCUUUACAAGUUCCAAAGUCACAGGGUCCCAACUUUUAAGGUAUUGG
Molecule: messenger RNA, 3344 nt
Organism: Cuscuta epithymum
Lineage: Eukaryota; Viridiplantae; Streptophyta; Magnoliopsida; Solanales; Convolvulaceae
Source: the annotation of a GenBank genome assembly